This is a messenger RNA of Photinus pyralis (common eastern firefly), 1830 nucleotides long. RefSeq lists its product as uncharacterized. Lineage: Eukaryota; Metazoa; Arthropoda; Insecta; Coleoptera; Lampyridae. Gene Ontology annotation, cellular component: nucleus. The transcript is spliced from 3 exons. The record is from RefSeq and is a predicted model, not a curated record. The coding region runs from base 1 to 1830 and encodes 609 amino acids. Gene Ontology annotation, molecular function: DNA binding.
AUGCCGAAUGAGUAUACGCGUAAGCAGAAUACGCCUAAAAGGGGUUGUUGGUCCGCAGAAAAUUUAACUGAUGCCGUUAAUGCGGUAGUGUACGGUCAAAUGGGUGUCAAUGAAGCAGCAAAAGCGUUCGGCAUUCCAAAAACCACAUUUAAACGCAGAUUUUCAGCUAGUAAUCUGGAUAAAACCGACCGAUUGGGCCCUGGUAGUGUACUUGGUAGAGAAGCAGAAAUGAAGCUCUCUACCCACAUAAAAAAAUUGCAGAAAAGUGGUUUCGCACCCACUAGAGGGGAAGUGCGCGUUAAGGCAUAUAAUUUAGCCGAACGUCUUGGAAUUGAACACAAAUUUAAUCGAGAAGAGGGUAAAGCUGGUAAUGUAUGGCUGCUUCAAUUUUUGAGACGAAAUCCAGAUAUUACAGUUCGCAAAGCUGAAAAUACCUCAAUAGCUCGAGCGUUGGGAAUGUCUAGAAAUAUUGUAGAGAAAUAUUUUAAAGAACUCGAUGCUGUACUCUCUCAAAAUAGUUUAUUUGACAAGCCUGGCAAUAUAUACAAUACAGACGAGACAGGACUACAGCUGAACACGCGAGCAGUAGUUGCCUGCUGUAAUGCAGAAGGGGUUUAUUUGCCUCCUUACUGCGUGUUUAAGGGGAAAAAUGCUAAAGCAGAAUGGGCUGACGGAAUGCCACCUGCCUCACGUAUUCGCAUGUCAGAAAAGUCGGCAUACGUGACGUCAGACAUUUUCCUGGACUGGCUACAAAACCACUUCUACCCCAGAAAAGUACCCGGGAAAGUCUUACUAAUAGUAGACGGACACACUUCUCAUACAACCAAUCUUGACACGUUGCAAUUUGCCGAGGACCACGAUAUAAUUUUGUUUUGUUUGCCUAGCCAUACAACACAUUAUUUACAACCGCUGGAUAGGGCAUUCUUUAAAAGCCUGAAGGGGCAUUAUUAUGAAUCGUGUAGGAGGAUGAUCAAAUGCAACCCCAAUAGAAAAUUAAAUCGGUUGCAAUUUGGCAAACUUUUAGGGGAGGCUUGGGGCAAAUCGGCUACAGUCAACAAUGCCGUAUCGGCCUUUCGGUCAACAGGAAUUUGGCCUUACAAUCCGAAUGAAAUUCCCGAUCACGCUUUUCUAACCCAACCUCCAAAUGAGGCUGCAAUACAUGCAAGAGAAGAAGAGGAACAAACUGGCUCUACAGCAAAAUUAAGGGAAACUGAGACCCUUUCUCGCGAUGGUGACUCACCUCAACCAGGCCCUUCCGGAAUGCACCUUCCUCUCUACCAUGAAUCGCCUCAACCAGGUCAUUCAAAAAAACAGUUGGGAAGUGUUGAAGAAGAAGAAACACCUGGGAAGCUACUUCAAGAACUUUCACCUGUACCCCAGAUAACCCCAGCUAUCAGAAAAGCUCGUGUGAACCUAAUGGGUGACUUAACUUCACCCAAUCACAUAGCCCUUGUUCGUCAGAAAAAACAAAAACAAAGCCAAACACCUCAUCCAAAGGGACAGAGAAAGGAAAAACCUUCCAAAAACAAAUUACCGAAAUCUACAGAUCAAAAGUUGCAGAAGAAACGCAGACACGAGUCUACUUCUUCAGAAUCUGAUGGAAACGUAAUCUUGGAUGAUUCAUCUAGUGGGGAAGAAACGUUGGAUGAUAUCGAAAAUCAGUGCGUCGGGUGCCUCGAAGACUAUCGCCUUACAAAGAAAAAGGAGGAAUGGUUACAAUGCAUUGUAUGUUCCAGAUGGUUGCACGAUGGUUGCACAUCCUACACCAACACAUGCCAACGCUGCGGUGCCGCCCCCACUUUAAAAAAAGGGACAAAAACCCUAAAUUAA